This is a messenger RNA of Meloidogyne enterolobii, 1110 nucleotides long. NCBI's taxonomy places the organism in Eukaryota, Metazoa, Nematoda, Chromadorea, Rhabditida, Meloidogynidae. The record is from the annotation of a GenBank genome assembly.
AUGGAUAAAUAUAUAAAUAUUGCCUCUCAAUUAAAUUGUGAUUUUUCUACAAAUUGUUUAUGGGCAAAUGCUCCUUCUGAUGGAUUACUCGAUAAUAGCGAUUUUUAUCUUUUCCAAAAGAAUAACGACAAAUCAUUUCCUAUACAAGUUGGACCAGGAAAUUCCCAUCCAGAAAUUGGUACUUAUUUUGCUUUUGCUGGAAAUUUAACAAAAGAUCCCAAUCACGCAACUUUAAUAAGUGCCCCAAUAGCCUGUCAAAGCACAACAGGAAUUCUCUCAUUUGAGUUUGAAAAACAUAUUUUUUUUGGAAAUUUUUUAAAUUUGUUUUUAAGAUAUUGGCUAUAUAAUAAUGCGAGAAUUGAAGUUAUUGUACUUAAAACAGUCAAUGUUGGAUGGCACUCAGUUUGUGGACGUAUAACCGAUAAGUACCAUCUAAUUAUUCUUCUAAUUAAUCCAAAAAAAUAUUUUUUCUUUUCAAGUCGAGGACAUUUAACAGUAAUUGAACGUCCAAUAACUGACUGUCAUUAUUUAAAACCAAACGGUCUUUGCCAAGUAGAAAUUAAAAGACAACCACAACCAUUUAGAUUAGCAUUAAGAGGAUUUAAAUUAAAUGACCAAACAAUUGGUUCUUUUGUUUUGUUAACAAAAAUUAAAUAUGAAGCUAAUUUAUGUGGAUUUUAUGUUAAAUGGGUACAUCAAAGAAAACCGAUUAUGACAACUUCUGAUUUGAAUUGUGGAAAUGAAGAGGGAAAUGAAGAAUUAUUUCAAGAAUGUCUUUGGUUUGAUUUUUCAAAAACAGCAAGUUCUAGUGUUUCCCACACAGCACAUUGGUCUAUUGGAGAAAAAACAUAUUUAUGGGAGCAAAUAGUCAGAACGCCUUCCAAACCUUCUGGCCAAUUUUAUUUUCAAUUUAUCGACCCAAUUGCCGAAUUUCCCCUUCCACAAUUACGUUCUGUGCUUGUUCCGUGUACUCAAAGCCCUUCAACUCUUAGUUUUAAAUUCUGGCUAAGUCCUGGAGUUCAAGCACAAAUAUGUACUUUGGGGACAGAUAAUGUAGCUCUGUCUUGUGUUUAUCUUAAUGAAGCUGAUGGUAAAAAGGAAUUAAAUUAA